Symsagittifera roscoffensis is the source of this 1440-nucleotide messenger RNA. RefSeq names its product zinc finger protein 782-like. NCBI's taxonomy places the organism in Eukaryota, Metazoa, Xenacoelomorpha, Acoela, Convolutidae. The record is from RefSeq and is a predicted model, not a curated record. Gene Ontology annotation, biological process: regulation of transcription by RNA polymerase II. The transcript has 2 exons. Gene Ontology annotation, molecular function: sequence-specific DNA binding; DNA-binding transcription factor activity, RNA polymerase II-specific. Bases 121 to 1350 code for a protein of 409 amino acids. Gene Ontology annotation, cellular component: nucleus.
UAUGAAAAUCUAGACGCCUUUUUGUGCUACUUAUUUGAAAUAUCAUUUCCGAAUAAGUUUACCUGGAAGUUUACCGAGAAUAACUACUGUAAUCAAAUCAAUUAUUUGUAUGAGGUGACAAUGGAGUUCGGAGAGUUGGAACGGAACGAGGAUUUGGAGCGUGUUGCGUUCGAAAAGGAUCUUGAAGAAAUUGGAUCUACAAGCAGGAAAGCGCAGAUGAAUGCUGGUACUAAUGAAUGCAACGUGUGCGGCAAGUUGUUUAAAAGAAUGGCAGAAUUGGAAAGACACAUGCGAAGUCACACAGGAGAGAAACCAUUUAAGUGUGAGAUCUGCGAGAAGAAAUUUAGCCAAGAAAGUGUUCUUCGAUUGCACAGAACAAUCCACACCCACAGUGGAGAGCGUCCCCAUGUGUGUGAUAUAUGCGGAGAAUCAUUUAACCUUCUACAAUAUCUCCAAAGACACAGGGAUACCCACAUCAGAGAAAAGCAAUUCGUAUGCGAUGAUUGUGGUAAAAGAUUCUUAAGAAGAAGUGACGUUGAAAGGCAUAAGCGAACACACACAGGAGAGAAACCCUUUGCUUGUGUUUUAUGCGAGAAGAAAUUCAAUCAAGAAGGUAGUCUUAGAAUGCAUUUAAGAGUUCACACUGGCGAGCGACCUUAUACGUGUGAUAUAUGCGGGGGAAGAUAUACAUCAAAUUCAAGUUUCAGAAAACACAGGAAAGAUCUUCACUCGGAAAAUCACGGCGGAGAGAAACCAGAGAAAUUCGAAUGUGAUGAAUGUGGGCGAAAGUUCGCUCGGAGAAGUUCCGUUGAGAGACAUCAGCGCACACACACUGCGGAGAGGCCUUACUCGUGUGAAAAAUGUGGCAAGAAGUUCGCACAAUCUGGUAAUCUUAAUGUACACAUGAAUAUACACACUGGAUUGAAGCCAUACCAAUGCCACAUCUGCCAGCGAACAUUUGGUCAAUACUCAACUCUACGAAACCACAUGUUAGGCAUUCACAAAGAAAGUCUCAAAACCGAGAAGGAAUUAUUGAAGAUGAGUCAUCGCGACGGAGCAGGUCUAACACAGGAUAAACAGAGCAGCAUAACGCAAGUUCCAUGCUCCUCGCAGGAGGCGGCGUUGAACGUUGAAUCUUUUGACGAAACAGAGUCGUCAUUGCACAUUCCAAAGGUAGAACCGGGUUUCCAAAUCGAAUCGAUAAGAUCAAUCGGGCAAAGUGAACUCCAAAACAACCAAUCUUGUUCAAUAGUUACUACAGAAGCAGAAAAUCAUCACGAUAUAGAAGUUGACUCCGUCAAUUUGGUUACCGAGAAAGAAUAUCCAGUGAAAUCUGAAUUAUCGAAGUAAUAGCCGAAAGUAUUCAUUAAUUCAUUGCGAGCUGUUUGAUCUAUAAAUCUAUAAACUAGCAUCUUUUUCCAAUAUAGUUUCAGCAAUGGA